Messenger RNA from Saccoglossus kowalevskii, 1175 nucleotides. RefSeq names its product gasdermin-E-like. Gene Ontology annotation, biological process: programmed cell death. Gene Ontology annotation, cellular component: cytoplasm. Lineage: Eukaryota; Metazoa; Hemichordata; Enteropneusta; Harrimaniidae. The record is from RefSeq and is a predicted model, not a curated record.
CACGUCGACAUGUUUAAGUCACUGACAGAUAAAUUGUCGAAGUCCCUUGGUGAAGACACCUUGCUACCAGUUCCAUCUCUGGAUCAAGCAGACAACUGUCGACCGCUGUCCAUUGUGGUUAAGAAAAAUCGACGAUGGUUUUGGCGAGCUCCGAAAUAUCUACCUUCGCAAUACACUCUUUCACAGCUGCUAUCAAACAAAGAAGAUCUAGACGUUCCGAUUAUUAACGAGGAUCUGACAAAUUUCGAUGAUGUUUCGUCAUUCUCAGUCAAAGGGAAAAUCGGAGCGAAAAUAGCCAGCGAAGUUGAUCUUGAUGUGAAAGCAAGCGAUGAUAUUCAGAUGUCGUCAAAGCUUGGUCAGAUAGUCAAAAAUAAAGUGAAUAUUCCAAUAUUGCAAGAUCUUUUGACGAGGAAGAAAUUAAACUUGACCCAUCCAUUCAUUGAAGAGAUUCGACAGAAUUAUCGCAAUGUUCUCUGUGUAGUGGUUGGAUCACUGUGUACUACGAAGGACUGCCAACUUGUUGCUAAACUACUACGUGAAAAAGAACAAGGUGCUGAUGUGGGGUCACAGGGCCCUAUACAGGGUGAGGAAGAUGUCAGUGUUGUAGAUGAUCAAACCAGGGUGAUAAGAAUUCCUGCUGACAAACCUGUAUCCUACCAUGUCUGCGAGCUUCAUAUCACCACAGAGGGCGGUAUACGCUUACUAAUAUUAGGCGAAGGCACAGGUGGAUUUGAUAAACCUGAUGAAGAAAAAUUUGUUGAUAUCGAUGUUGGUGAAGAUGAGCCAGAUAAUCCAUUCAUAGAUCGGACAGAAUCGACAAAUCCAUUUGAUGACCCUGAACCGAAUCACUAUGAGCCAUUCAAGUCAAUUGUCAGUCUAGAAUUUGCAAGACAGAUACUGGUUAACCCAUUGGUUACAUAGUCUACUAAGGCAUCCAGCAAUGAUCGAUUCAAUGGAAUCAUUGAUAGGACAAGCUCAUGGUUUACUAACAAACAAUGAUACCCGGGAAUGUAAUGAAAAAGUAAUAUCCCGACAUCUGGAAGGAAAAGUGUCAUUGUGGAAGAUGUUUUUUGAGAAACUCAAGUUUAAAUUUCAAGAUGAGAAAGUUAACUAUCCCAGUGAAGAUUCUGAUGGUUAUAUCAUGGCUGUGCAUUGUGUAUUGGCAUCCAUGGCUG